This is a messenger RNA of Notechis scutatus (mainland tiger snake), 2769 nucleotides long. The record is from RefSeq and is a predicted model, not a curated record. Lineage: Eukaryota; Metazoa; Chordata; Lepidosauria; Squamata; Elapidae.
AUGGCGCGGUUAAAGUUACAACCUGUCACCUCAGCCUUCCUCCGGUUUGGGCUUUUUACUUUUGUCUUAUUUUUACAUGGUCUACAAGUAGAUGCUGGCACAGGGACAGAUUCACCAAACGUAGGACAUAACAACACAUGCUCUGGUUCUUCAGAGUGCAAGGAGGGUGUUAUCUUGCCAAUAUGGUAUCCAGAAAACCCAUCCUUGGGGGACAAAAUUGCCAGAGUUAUUGUUUAUUUUGUGGCACUCAUAUAUAUGUUUCUUGGAGUUUCUAUCAUUGCCGACCGUUUCAUGGCUUCCAUAGAGGUCAUUACAUCCCAAGAGAAAGAGAUUACUGUCAGGAAACCCAACGGAGAAGCCAUCACCACCACCAUCCGAAUAUGGAAUGAAACUGUUUCCAAUUUGACCCUCAUGGCUCUUGGUUCCUCUGCCCCAGAGAUCCUUUUGUCAUUAAUAGAGGUAUGUGGUCAUGGAUUUAUUGCCGGUGAGCUGGGCCCUUCUACCAUCGUUGGUAGUGCCGCUUUCAAUAUGUUUAUCAUCAUAGCCAUCUGUGUCUAUGUCAUUCCUGAUGGGGAGACAAGGAAGAUAAAACAUUUGAGAGUUUUCUUUGUCACAGCUGCUUGGAGCAUCUUUGCCUAUAUCUGGCUAUACAUGAUCCUUGCGGUCUUUUCUCCAGGUGUGGUUCAGGUAUGGGAAGGCUUGCUCACUCUGUUUUUCUUCCCUGUUUGUGUCAUCCUGGCUUGGAUUGCAGACAGAAGGAUGUUUCUCUAUAAAUAUAUGCACAAAAAGUACCGUACUGACAAACACAGGGGUAUUAUCAUUGAAACAGAAGGGGAUCACCCCAAAGGGAUUGAAAUGGAUGGUAAGAUGAUGAACUCCCAUUUUUUAGAUGGAAACCUAGUGCCUAUGGAGGGGAAAGAGGUGGAUGAGUCUCGCAAAGAGAUGAUCCAGAUCCUCAAGGACCUGAAACAAAAGCACCCAGAAAAAGACUUAGAUCAGCUGGUAGAAAUGGCCAACUACUAUGCUUUAUCCCAUCAGCAAAAAAGCAGAGCAUUCUAUCGGAUUCAAGCUACCAGGAUGAUGACUGGAGCAGGAAAUAUUCUCAAAAAGCAUGCAGCUGAGCAAGCCAAGAGGAGCACUAGCUUGCAUGAAGUACGGCCAGAGGAGCCAGAAGAAUUCAUCUCCAAAAUUUAUUUUGAUCCUUGCUCCUAUCAGUGUCUUGAGAACUGUGGUGCUGUCCUCCUAACUGUUGUCCGGAAAGGAGGUGAUGUCUCCAAGACCAUAUAUGUGGAUUACAAAACAGAAGAUGGCUCUGCCAAUGCUGGGGCUGACUACGAAUUUACAGAAGGGACAGUUGUUUUGAAGUCUGGGGAGACCCAGAAAGAGUUCUCCAUAGGGAUCAUUGAUGACGAUAUCUUUGAAGAGGAUGAGCACUUUUUUGUGCGUCUUAGCAAUCUACGGGUGAUUGAUGCAGAGGAACCUCCUGAACUCAACAAACUGCCAUAUCCCAAGGCCAUACUGGUCUCACCUUAUGUGGCUACUGUGACUAUCUUAGAUGAUGACCAUGCAGGAAUCUUCACCUUCGAGUGUGGUGUGAUACAUAUCAGUGAGAGCAUUGGGGUGAUGGAGGUGAAAGUUCUUAGAACAUCUGGUGCACGGGGUACAGUCAUAGUCCCCUUUAGAACAGUUGAAGGAACAGCAAAAGGAGGUGGAGAGGAUUUUGAAGACUGUUAUGGAGAGCUGGAAUUCAAGAAUGAUGAAACUGUCAAAACUAUUCACAUCAAAGUAAUUGAUGAGGAGGAGUAUGAAAAAAACAAGACUUUCUUCAUUGAGUUGAUGGGUCCUCGAAUGAUGGAUAUGAGUUUACAGAAAGCACUCCUCUUGACUCAAGAGGUGGCAGAAAGAAAGCUGACCAUGGAGGAAGAGGAAGCCAAACGUAUUGCAGAAAUGGGAAAGCCAAUACUGGGUGGACAUCCAAAACUAGAGGUCAUCAUUGAAGAGUCCUAUGAGUUCAAGAGCACAGUGGACAAGCUCAUCAAGAAGACAAACUUGGCGUUGGUUGUAGGAACUCAUUCAUGGAGAGACCAGUUCAUAGAAGCCAUCACUGUCAGCGCAGCAGGCGAGGAGGAGGAGGAUGAGUCUGGUGAGGAGCGCCUGCCCUCCUGCUUUGAUUAUGUCAUGCAUUUCCUGACUGUCUUCUGGAAAGUGCUCUUUGCCUGUGUGCCCCCGACAGAGUAUUGCAAUGGCUGGGCCUGCUUCAUUGUGUCCAUCCUGAUCAUUGGAAUGCUCACUGCCAUCAUUGGAGAUCUGGCCUCCCACUUUGGCUGCACAAUUGGCCUCAAGGAUUCUGUGACUGCCGUGGUCUUUGUGGCCUUUGGCACUUCAGUCCCAGAUACUUUUGCUAGCAAAGCAGCCGCUGUUCAAGACAUCCAUGCAGAUGCUUCCAUUGGCAACGUCACAGGCAGCAACGCAGUCAACGUCUUCUUGGGCAUUGGACUGGCAUGGUCAGUAGCUGCCAUCUACUGGGCUUCUCAAGGAGAGGAGUUCCAUGUGUCAGCCGGCACGCUUGCCUUCUCUGUGACACUGUUCACCAUUUUUGCUUUUGUCUGCGUCAGCGUGCUAUUGUACCGAAGACGGCCUCAUUUUGGAGGAGAACUAGGAGGCCCUAAAGGGUGCAGACUUGCCACAACUUUGCUUUUUGUGAGUCUGUGGCUAUUGUACAUUUUAUUUGCUACCCUGGAGGCCUAUUGCUACAUCAAGGGGUUCUAA